AUGGAUCAGCUGCCGAUUAGAAAGCGAACCGAGACAUCAGAAUCAGUUAGGAGGUUAGCAAUUGAAUUAUAUCAGACACGAAUCUCAGUGCAAGAAAUAGCGCGGCGUUUAAAUUGCCAUAGAACAACUGUAUAUAGAUGGCUGAAGAGAUAUGACGAAUUAGGCCUAGCAGGACUAGAAAAUCAAAGAUCUGGUCGACCUCGCUGCACGACAGAAGAGGAAGACAGGCAGAUGAUUGCAUUUGUAAGGGAGCAUCCAAUAACAUCAUCAACAAUAGUUAAAAGAAAAACUAGCCUCCACAUAUCAAACUCCACCAUAAGACGUCGUUUGAGAGCAGAAGGUCUUGAAAGUAGAAUUCCUGCCACGAAGCCUUUCCUUACCGAAGUUCACAAAGAACAGCGACUUGGCUUCGCUCUUCAACACCUUCCUCUGGAGAGCAGUUUCUGGGAAAAUGUUAUCUGGUGCGAUGAGAAAACGUUUUAUGGCGGAGGCUCGAAUCUAUCCGAAGCACAGAUAUUUGAGGACUACGUUCCAAGUUCCAGAAGUUCGGAGGGUACUGGUUCCUUAGACUUAGAAGUUCUCAAAAGAUUCUUAUGA
Macrobrachium nipponense is the source of this 597-nucleotide messenger RNA. RefSeq lists its product as uncharacterized. The transcript has 2 exons. The coding region runs from base 1 to 597 and encodes 198 amino acids. Gene Ontology annotation, molecular function: DNA binding. The record is from RefSeq and is a predicted model, not a curated record. Lineage: Eukaryota; Metazoa; Arthropoda; Malacostraca; Decapoda; Palaemonidae. Gene Ontology annotation, biological process: DNA integration; DNA transposition.